Aureobasidium melanogenum CBS 110374 is the source of this 627-nucleotide messenger RNA. RefSeq lists its product as uncharacterized. The transcript has a single exon. The record is from RefSeq and is a predicted model, not a curated record. Bases 1 to 627 code for a protein of 208 amino acids. NCBI's taxonomy places the organism in Eukaryota, Fungi, Ascomycota, Dothideomycetes, Dothideales, Saccotheciaceae.
AUGGCCGCCCGUCUACGCAAAACAUUCCAAUACCCUUCCGAAGACGCAGACAGCGACAACAGCGACCGCGAAGAACUGGACGAGCAAGAGCAGGAAACUCUUAUUGACGAUUUGGCAAAGCGCGAUCUGGACAAUACCAUCUUCUACCGCCGCGCUUUCACCGCUCUGCCUGCUGUGACGGCCCUCAUAUACUUGCCCGUGCUGUUCUCUGCCGAAGCUUUCAGACAUGUCUUGCUGGCCUUGCUGUCCUUGACGGCGUUGGGAGCCACCGUUUACAUCUUGCUUUGUGUCCCCUCUGCGCCUGUCGCUGUCGACAGCUCGAGAUUGUCUGCCGCCAUGAUCGACAGCAGAGGUCCCUUGGAUAUUGCUCUACCUUGGCUGAAUGCUGCUCUCACUGCUGUUCUUGCGCUCUCUGGCGUGCUGGCUUGGAAGAGAGACUUGGUCGACGAAGCCUGGCGCGCCUUGAUGCCUGGUGGUUCGUGUCGUCUCGCAUCCGACCCAAUCUCAUUCCUCACUGACCUGUUAUGUAUAGCCAUCUUCCUCGUCACCAUGUAUGCUCGCUCUCAACUAGUCCCGCUCGAUGUCGCCAGCUUGGAACGUCUAAAGUACAACUACAAAGGUGCUUGA